AUGCCGGAAGGCAAGGGUAUUUUGAUUCCGGGAAGCGAGGUUAGUAUUCCGGAGGACACUCACGAUGUCUUUGAGAACACUGGCGACAUUCCUUCGAGCCAAUUGACUCAGAGGUCUGUGGUCCCUAACUCUAGGAGUGCAAAUGUGCUGUCAGUGCAGGCUGAGAGGAUUGAGAAGGAGUGUAGCGUGUUAAUCGUGGAGCAUACUCUUCUACAUGAGCUCUUUCCACCUGCAGCAAGACUUUCGGUACUGGUAUUGAGCAUGUGGGCAACUCCUAGUCGCCGAGUGGGGUGUAGAGUAGACUUUGAAGAGGUCGUUAUUAAACAGGUCAGAAGUCUGCACUCCCGUGUCCGUUCCCACUUGAUGCACGAGGUGAAAGGGCGCCUGUCGGACUCUACGAUAUACGGGCUUGGAAAUUUUGUGGGGCCUGAGGCGAGGGCGGCUCAAGUUGAAUACCUUUUGAAGAAUGAUCGUUUCUUGAGCCCCCAACAGCAUUACGAGAUCUACCGACUGCGCUUCCUGGCUCUGGAAAUUAUCGAUAUAUUGUAUUUUAAAUACUUUGAUGGGGUAAGAAUGCGAAGGGUUAGGGAUCCCGAAUUUCUAGAGCGGGUAACCCCUACCCUUAUUUGCCUGAUAUCGACGGCGAUCUGGCACGGCAUUCGGGCGUGGUCAACAGGGAGUUACGUGAAGCCUGAUAAUUUUCAGUCGCAGAAUGAGAGUGUUGUGAGGGUAACGAUUGAGAUUAUACCGGAGGAGGGUUUUAGCGAGGACGAUGAAGCUCUGGCUGCGGAUCUUGCCGCAUUCCGAGAUGCUCGAAGAACACCCACGAGUGCUCCAGGAGGUCGGGUUGAUUCCGACAGCGCCCAGGACGAAGUGAUUAAUGCCCGACUUCGCGGCAUUAACACCGAAGAGGAGGGGGAGGAGGAAGAAGAAGAGCCGGAAUUACCUGUAGCGGGGGAUUACGAAGGGGGGGGGGGGAGGAGGAUGUGUAGAACAAUCACAAGUGCUAAGGGAGAUAGUGGGGGAUUUCGUCUGAUUCGUAUAUUGUAUUAG
Molecule: messenger RNA, 1053 nt
Organism: Morchella importuna
Lineage: Eukaryota; Fungi; Ascomycota; Pezizomycetes; Pezizales; Morchellaceae
Exons: 4
Coding region: 1-1053 (350 amino acids)
Source: RefSeq, a predicted model, not a curated record